AUUGACACCAAAAGACAUGAAGAGAUUCUUCGGCUUCGGGUCGCAGUCGAAGGCCAACAGCGGGUCCGCCGGUUGUCCGCAGCCGAGUGUGGAUCACAUCAGCGGUGAUGUCGAACGCGUGUCGGCGGAGAUCGAGUCGCUGUCCAAACAGAUCCGUAUCGAUGAGCAAAAGUGUCGACAACUGGACACCGAUUGCGCCGAAGAGGUCCAGUCGUACGGACGGCUCGAACGCCGACACGAAGACAAUGGCCGGCGAAAAGACCAGACCAUCGAUGGGAUCAAACGCUUGAGCCAACACGUGGUGACACUCAUGCGUGCAAUCGAGUCGUCGGACGCUAUGGUCGAUGAGUUGGAGCGAGAGGUGCGCCGAAUGGAGGCCGAAGUGGACGCCCAGAGGCGUCAGUUCCGGUCACUUCUGGACCAAUACGGGCGUCAGUACAACGAGCGGAAGGAGGCGUACGAAGCGAUCGGCCAUUAUAUGGAUGUCGACGGCAGCGGAACCGGCGAACGAGAGGACGACAUAGCGCUGGACUCCCGGCGCCGACAGAUGCGAGCGCUCAGAGCGGAGAUCCAGUCGCUGGAGGCCCGCGCGGCCACCGCUAAGCCGAAG
Medioppia subpectinata is the source of this 610-nucleotide messenger RNA. NCBI's taxonomy places the organism in Eukaryota, Metazoa, Arthropoda, Arachnida, Sarcoptiformes, Oppiidae. The record is from the annotation of a GenBank genome assembly.